Messenger RNA from Sinocyclocheilus rhinocerous, 1987 nucleotides. RefSeq names its product membrane-associated phosphatidylinositol transfer protein 3-like. Gene Ontology annotation, biological process: phospholipid transport. The transcript is spliced from 8 exons. The record is from RefSeq and is a predicted model, not a curated record. Gene Ontology annotation, molecular function: phosphatidylinositol transfer activity; phosphatidylinositol binding; phosphatidylcholine binding. Gene Ontology annotation, cellular component: cytoplasm. NCBI's taxonomy places the organism in Eukaryota, Metazoa, Chordata, Actinopteri, Cypriniformes, Cyprinidae. The coding region runs from base 1 to 1056 and encodes 351 amino acids.
AUGAAGAAUGUCACCGCCAACCACAGAGUCAAUGAUGUCAUCGCAACCGAGGACGGGCAUCAGACCCUGGUUGGUCGUUUCAUGUACGGACCGCUGGAUAUGGUGACCCUCACUGGGGAAAAGGUCGAUGUGUACGUGAUGACCCAGCCACAGUCAGGUCGCUGGGAGCACUUAGACACCGAGAUGACCAACAGCAGUGGCAGAGUGACCUACACCAUCCCCAAAAGCAAAAAACUGGCUGUGGGGGUCUACCCCAUCAAAAUGGUUGUCAAGGGUGACCAGACAAGCGCAGAGGCCUUCCUGACGGUCUUGCCUCGGGGGAUGGAGUGUGUCGUCUUUAGCAUUGACGGUUCAUUUGCCGCUAGCGUCUCCAUUAUGGGCAGCGACCCUAAAGUACGGCCCGGCGCUGUGGAUGUGGUCAGACACUGGCAGGACCUGGGCUACCUGAUCAUUUACAUCACUGGCCGUCCAGACAUGCAGAAGCAGAGGGUUGUGUCCUGGCUCUCUCAGCACAACUUCCCCCAGGGGAUGAUCUUUUUCUCUGAGGGGUUGGUGCACGACCCUCUUCGCCAGAAAACCAUCUUCCUCAGGAACUUGGUGCAAGAAUGUCACAUUAAAAUCAACUGUGCCUAUGGCUCCAUGAAGGACAUUUCCGUCUACAGCAUGCUGGGCCUCAACCCCAACCAGAUAUAUAUAGUGGGACGGCCCUCCAAGAAGUACCAGAAUCAAUGCCAGUUCCUGAGUGAGGGCUAUGCAGUACAUCUCUCCUCCCUGCAGUUCAGUCGCAGAGCCCGGCCCAAGAAGAGCUCUUCUGUGCGAAUGGUUCUUCGAAAGGGCUCAUUUGGUCUAUCAGCCAAACCAGACUUCCUGUGUAAGCGGACACACCUUCGCCGCACCAUGUCGGUGCAACAGCCUGAGCCACCCAUGACACCCAACCCUAAACCAGAGCGAGCUCAGAGCCAGCCCGAGUCGGACAAGGACCACGGGGGUGGAGGGGGUCCAGGCAAUGCCAUGUGGGCACGGGGGUCCAUGCACCGUGGCGACACCACUCCCUGACCCAAGAGAAACAUAGGAGGGAUGGAAAAAGGACAGAUGGGAAUGAUCUCUCGGUGGACAGAGCCCAGCAUCUUUACUCCUUCUGCUGAUAUCACAACAUAAAAUAAGACUAAUCCCACCUGAGCUGAUAAAAACUCCUUAGUGGAGUGCCCUCCGCAUGGAUUUGACACAACGACGCACAAACUCUGAGUCCUGGUGCUUUGUUUCGGCAACAGGAGCAAAGGAGAAUUCAGUUUCUAAAUUCAGUUUCAUCCAUGAUUUGAAGAUGUACGUCGGGAGCUUCUGGAUUUAUUUAGCAUCGUACAAAGGAUUCCUCGCUUCACCCAUCAGGAACAAAGAGGAUAUCUGAUAAGAUCCUCAGAGAAAACAUCAAAUUUCCUCACGCCUAAGCAAUACAGAGGAAGAGGGAGGGUGAGUAUCCUGCUGCUCGGACAGGUGGCUGUGCUGACUCCUACAAUAAUCCCUCUGUUUUAAUAUUGCAGGCAUUUGCCUGCUCUCUGGGCGACUGUCUGUGGCCCACUUGUGGCCAGACGGACUUGCAAACUGUACAUUAACCUUUUGUGCCAGUGUGGCGACCUGGCCUGAACUCUUGUCGCCCCUGUCUCUGUUCAGCCGCUCAGCCAGAACAGAGUCUGACAGCGAUGGCCACUGCUCCUGAACUCCGCCCACUCCUCCGCUGGGUCACGCCACAACUCGCAGCUCUCUGCUACACUGCAGAAGCAUAUUUACAACUAUCGUUGGUUCUUCUUGUGCCUGUCUCUCACUUGUGGCAAUAGCUGACUGCAGCAGUGCUCGCACUGCAAUAAAGCAUUUUCUUAAUUAGUGUUUUUGUCUCUUUUUCCAGUGCAAAUAUUUAAACAUUCUUAAAACAAGAUAAAUUUACUUGAAGCAUAAGAAUUAUUUUCAGACAGUAUAUCUUUGGACUAAAUAA